Molecule: messenger RNA, 4135 nt
Organism: Chanos chanos (milkfish)
Lineage: Eukaryota; Metazoa; Chordata; Actinopteri; Gonorynchiformes; Chanidae
Gene: ipo5
Product: karyopherin (importin) beta 3
Exons: 26
Coding region: 13-3294 (1093 amino acids)
Biological process (GO): protein import into nucleus
Molecular function (GO): protein binding
Source: RefSeq, a predicted model, not a curated record
GAUUCUACUGCAAUGGCGGAGCAGCAGCAGUUCUACCUCUUACUGGGCAACCUGAUGAGCCCUGACAACACUGUCAGGAAGCAGUCAGAGGAGACUUAUGACACCAUCCCCGGUCAGACGAAGGUCACAUUCUUGCUGCAGGCUGUUCGAGAUGCGUCCGCCGCCGAGGAGAUUAAACAGAUGGCGGCAGUGCUGCUGCGACGACUGCUGUCCUCCUCCUUCGAGGAGAUCUACCCCAGCCUGACAGUGGAGAUGCAGACGGCGCUCAGGUCUGAGCUUUUAGCGGGCAUUCAGUCAGAAACCUCCCCAAACAUCCGCAAGAAGGUCUGCGACAUCGCCGCCGAGCUAUGCCGUAAUCUCAUCGAUGAUGAUGGAAACAACCAGUGGCCAGAAGUCCUGAAGUUCCUCUUUGAUUCAGUCAACUCUCAGAGUGUAGGCCUCAGGGAAGCGGCCCUGCACAUUUUCUGGAACUUUCCAGGUAUCUUUGGCAAUCAGCAGCAGCAUUACAUGGAGGUGAUAAAGCGUAUGUUGGUCCAGUGCAUGCAGGAUCAAGAGAACCCACAGAUCCGUACCAUGGCAGCCCGUGCAGCCUCCUCUUUUGUUCUGUCCAAUGAGAGCAACACAGCCCUGCUGAAACACUUCUCAGAUCUCCUCCCAGGCAUCCUGCAGGCCGUGAACGAGUCAUGUUACCAGGGCGAUGACUCAGUGCUGAAGUCUCUGGUGGAGAUUGCAGACACAGCCCCCAAAUAUUUGCGUCCCAACCUGGAGGCCACUCUGCAGCUCAGCCUUAAGCUGUGUGCAGACACAAACCUGACCAACAUGCAGAGGCAGCUAGCUCUGGAGGUCAUCGUUACCUUAUCCGAGACCGCCGCUGCCAUGUUGAGGAAACACACUCCCCUCGUGGCUCAGAGCAUCCCCCAGAUGUUGGCCAUGAUGGUGGAUCUUGAGGAGGAUGAGGAGUGGGCCAUGGCUGAUGAGUUGGAGGAUGAUGACUUUGACAGUAAUGCUGUGGCAGGCGAGAGUGCUCUGGACAGAAUUGCUUGUGGGCUUGGAGGGAAGAUUGUUCUGCCUAUGAUCAAACAGCACAUCAUGCAGAUGCUGCAGAACUCUGACUGGAAGUACAGGCAUGCUGGACUCAUGGCCCUCUCUGCCAUUGGUGAGGGCUGCCACCAGCAGAUGGAGGCCAUUCUGAACGAGAUUGUGAACUUUGUUCUCCUGUUUUGUCAGGAUCCGCAUCCCAGAGUCCGCUACGCUGCCUGCAACGCUAUUGGUCAGAUGGCCACAGAUUUUGCACCGACCUUCCAGAAGAAAUUCCACGAUAAGGUGAUCUCUGCCCUUCUACAGACCAUGGAGGACCAGAGCAACCCCAGGGUCCAGGCUCACGCUGCAGCCGCGCUCAUCAACUUCACAGAGGACUGCCCCAAAUCCCUGCUCAUCCCCUACCUGGACAGUCUGGUCCAGCACCUCCAUGUCAUCAUGGUCGCCAAACUGCAGGAGCUCAUUCAGAAGGGCACCAAGCUGGUGCUGGAGCAGGUGGUAACCUCCAUCGCCUCCGUGGCUGACACGGCGGAGGAGAAGUUUGUGCCAUAUUACGAUCUCUUCAUGCCCUCACUGAAACACAUCGUGGAGAACGCCGUGCAGAAGGAGCUACGCCUCCUCAGGGGAAAGACCAUCGAGUGCAUCAGCCUGAUUGGCUUGGCUGUGGGGAAAGAGAAGUUCAUGCCCGACGCUUCAGCUGUAAUGCAGCUGCUUCUGAAGACCCAGACAGACUUCAAUGACCUGGAGGAUGACGACCCACAGAUCUCCUACAUGAUCUCAGCGUGGGCCAGGAUGUGUAAGAUUUUGGGUAAAGAGUUCCAGCAGUACCUGCCUGUGGUUAUGGGUCCUCUCAUGAAGACUGCCUCCAUCAAGCCUGAAGUUGCACUCUUAGACACUCAGGACAUGGAGAACAUGUCUGAGGAUGACGGUUGGGAGUUUGUUAAUCUGGGAGAUCAGCAGAGUUUUGGCAUCAAGACGGCUGGCCUGGAGGAGAAAGCCACCGCCUGUCAGAUGCUGGUUUGCUAUGCUAAGGAGCUGAAGGAAGGGUUUGUGGAGUACACAGAGCAAGUGGUUAAACUGAUGGUUCCACUGCUGAAAUUUUACUUCCAUGAUGGCGUGCGAGUGGCUGCAGCUGAGUCCAUGCCGCUGCUGCUGGAGUGUGCCCGGGUACGAGGGCCUGAGUACCUCACUCAGAUGUGGCAUUUCAUGUGUGAUGCUCUCAUCAAGGCUAUUGGCACCGAACCCGACUCGGACGUGCUCUCUGAGAUCAUGCACUCAUUUGCCAAGUGCAUUGAGUUAAUGGGAGAUGGCUGCCUGAACAAUGAACACUUUGAGGAGUUGGGAGGCAUUCUGAAGGGCAAACUGGAGGAGCACUUUAAAAACCAGGAGCUGAGACAAGCCAAAAGACAAGACGAAGAUUAUGAUGAACAAGUGGAAGAAACAUUACAAGAUGAGGAUGAGAACGACGUGUAUAUUCUCACUAAAGUGUCGGAUAUUUUGCACGCUGUCUUCAGCAGUUACAAAGAGAAAGUUCUGCCAUGGUUCGAGCAGCUUCUACAGCUUAUAGUUGAUCUUAUUUGUCCACACAGGCCGUGGGCAGACAGACAGUGGGGUCUGUGUAUUUUUGAUGACGUGAUUGAACACUGCAGCCCUUCUUCCUUCAAAUACGCUGAAUACUUCCUGCGGCCCAUGAUGCAGUCCCUGUGUGAUUCCAGCCCUGAGGUGCGGCAGGCAGCUGCCUAUGGCAUUGGGGUUAUGGCCCAGUUUGGAGGGGAAAACUACAGACCCUUCUGCACAGAGGCUAUUCCUCUCCUGGUUGGUGUGAUCCAGGCUGCAGACUCCAGGUCCAAGGAGAAUGUCAAUGCCACAGAGAACUGCAUCUCUGCUGUAGGAAAAGUAAUGAGGUACCGCCCAGAGUGUGUCAAUGUCAACGAGAUCCUGCCUCACUGGCUCUCUUGGCUGCCACUCAAUGAGGACAAAGAAGAGGCGGUCCACACCUUCAAUUUCCUGUGCGAUCUUAUCGAAAGCAACAAUCCAAUUGUUCUGGGCCCUGACAACUCGAAUCUACCCAAGAUAUUCCUCAUCAUUGCUGACGGGGUCGCCAACGAAUCGGUCAAGGGUGAAGACGGCUGCAGUAAGAGAUUGGCCAACGUUAUCCGUCAAGUGCAGGUUUCUGGAGGACUAUGGACACAGUGCGUAUCGACACUCAAUGAGACGCAGCAGAAGGCCAUCCAGGACCUCCUCAACACAGCCUGAUUUGGAAGAGAGGGAGAAAGAGCUUUAUCCCUCCAAACCAGCCCACGUUAUGAGAAACCAAUCAAGCACCUGGAGAUCUUCAGACACUCUGGCCCUUCCUUUUUUUGAGCGAUGAACUGUUUGUAUGUGUGUGCGUGUGUGCCAGGACGGACCACUUUGCAUCUUGGUCCCAAUAUCUUUCACCGCCUGUUCUCCACUCUCCCAGUUGUAGGGCUUAGGUGCGUGCGUGUGUGUAUGUAUGUCUGCGUGUGUCCCGCCGCCCAAAGGGCCAGCUCAAAACCCUACGAGGAAAAGACUAUUUUUUUUUCCCUCCCGUUUUUCCCAUUCUGAAAGGAGUGUUGAUCUAUCCAUCUGAGCGAUAAGAGGGAACCAAACUAACAGUCAUCCAUCUUAGUUAUUGAGAAUUUCGGUGUAGGAAUUGUACUUCUCUCCAAGAUCAGUUACUCAUGUAGUCGUCUUAUGUCACAACUUAACGUGUCUGUUGAACCUAGUGCAAGCUGAAUUAUAGAGGAUUUCUGAUUGGCGGCAAGGCCGGCCUUCCUUCAAGCUGAGGCAGACUGGAUCGACUUGGACUGAAAUGGACUUGAAUGAUGAGUUUUGGGUGGAAGUCGUAUGUUGGGCAACUGUCAGCUCCUGCGACAUCUGGAUAUUUUUGUGUAGGCUUUUUUUUUUUUGUUUUUUUCCUUCUUCCUUUUUAAUAUGGAUCCCAGUGACCUGCAGUGACUGGGAUAAGAGAGGCAUCUGUUUGCGCUGACUCACGUUUGCGCCGUAAAAUCUGUGUGAAAGCUAACAGUGUGUCUGUCAUUGGCUCACUUACUCCAUGAAAUAAAAUACAAUGGGG